AUGUGCAUGCCUUCUGUAACGUGCCCUGUAGAGAACCUGGCCCAGUGGGAAGCAAUCAAAGCAAAAGUUACGUCAAGUUAUAAGCAGAGGAGCAAGGAGAAUGUUCCACAGAGCAAAAGAAAAGUAUGCCCUUUGGCUCAGAAACAAUUUUCGAUUCUUCACCUUUCAGGAGAGGGCAAGCAGUGCCCAAGUACUGUUUCAGCAUAA
Sphenostylis stenocarpa is the source of this 207-nucleotide messenger RNA. The record is from the annotation of a GenBank genome assembly. Lineage: Eukaryota; Viridiplantae; Streptophyta; Magnoliopsida; Fabales; Fabaceae.